UAGGUGUGACGUCGUUAAAUUACCUGUCAGCCUCAUCGCUGAUGUCACAUAACGAGCUGGUUUACUUAAUAUGCGUCUUGAAAGGCAGAAGGAAACGUCGAUUCAAACGCUUACACAAGCUACAGCCUGCAGAACAAAAAACUCAAGAACAGCUUCAAAAAUGUCUCUAAAGGUCACUUUCCUUGUGAUGUCGUUGGUUUCUCAGUGCUGCUCCUCUCCUUAUAGGAGAAACUGGACUCCUCAGGCAAUAUUGUAUCUUAAAGGCGCACAGGGACACCGCUCAACCCUGGAGCGCAGCAGCAGAGACGAAGGGGAAGCUUCACAAUUAGUGAACUUCAGUCAGAUCAACGAUGGGCUGGGAUUGUCUUCAGCUUCCAUCGAGCUCCUGCAACAAGCCGCAGAAGAAGGUGGGGGCGGACAUGUUUACCGAGACUCGAGCUGGAAACAUCCCUGAUUGCUUUUCGCCCGAUCCGGUCGUCGUACCUGCUGUUGGAUAUUUGAACUCUAAAAUGUCGUUGUUGGUAUGACUGGAUAAUCUGCAGCAAGGAACUCUUAAAUAAACUUCAUUCUUCUAAAAAUGUAAACUGGUUAUGACUGACUAAAUUCUCAUGUGCUGUGAUGUGUUUUGCUGGCAGAACAUUUAGUUCGUUUCCUCUUUCAUUGUGCUUUUUAAGCAAAUGGGUUCCUAUUGUAAAGGUUUAGAAAUAGUUUUCAGGAUGCUCUUGCUAUGGUUAAGUUGGGAAAGGAACAUUUGAAACAAAUUUAGCUUUUCAAACUUUAUUCUUUUCAUGUCAUGUCCUUCCUUCCUUUUUUGUUUCCUUCCUUCAUUCCUAUCCUGUCAGUUAAAGCCGUCAGCUGUUAGGACGCUGAGACCAGCUUGCAGUCGAACA
Messenger RNA from Poeciliopsis prolifica (blackstripe livebearer), 890 nucleotides. RefSeq names its product spexin prohormone 1-like. The record is from RefSeq and is a predicted model, not a curated record. The transcript is spliced from 6 exons. Bases 71 to 454 code for a protein of 127 amino acids. Gene Ontology annotation, molecular function: neuropeptide hormone activity. NCBI's taxonomy places the organism in Eukaryota, Metazoa, Chordata, Actinopteri, Cyprinodontiformes, Poeciliidae.